CUGUUGCUCAUAGUGCUAAAGGACAGCUAGUCACUCCACUCCUUGAAAGCAAGAGACAGGACAUAUCAUUUUAUGGGAACCGGUUAUGGGUGUAGGCAACCAAAGAUCUCCGACCGAGCAGUAUUUCCUCCUUCGGGCGCAGUCAAAUGAAGUGGAGGCAGCCCAGGCAACAGCCAGAAACAGUAACCGCACCGAUAAGAAAACCCGCUGCCUCUCCGUGACUCGUCUGUGUCCGCGAUAGAAGAAGAAGAAAAAAAACUAAGCUACGUUUCUAAAUUGGAUUUUGAUCAUAAUGUCCGUCAGAACUCACCCCGGUGUCCUACUACGGUCAAAUAAAUAGGAGAACGAAUAACGAAAUACCAGUUUACGCAAGAUUCCACCAUAUGGCUACAAGUUUGCUUUAUUGAAAUCAAGACAGCACGACAUACCUCAGAAAAUCAUAAAGUCAUCCACAGCCAAUUCAACCACUUCAAGAGCCAAAUCUUAUCACUGGAAUAGUUGUUUGAAGAUGGUAUUUUUGAUAAACCCUCAGUAUUCGGAAAAUAUGUGUAUGCCUCGCAUAGAAUUAAUAAGAUGAAAGUUUUUCUCUAUUGGACUUGACAAGGAAACAGUAGGAGGAUUUCAGAAUGUUCGUAAAUUUAAGAAAAUUCAGGAAAUGUAAAAUAUUCCAACUGACAGUCACAUGGUUUGUCUUGUCUAUGACAAUAGUCUGUUGGGAGGACCUGGAUGAACGUGUAGUCAGUCACCUGAAGUCGUACUUGUACCGUUACUUGAUCAACAAUUACAGUUUCAUAAACAGCAGUUUCUUCACUAGUCAAGAGAAGGCCCAGAUCCUCAACACCUACCCCUACUUGAUCAACAAUGAGCACAAAUGUGAAAAAGAGGACGUGCUCCUUCUCCUGUUCGUGAAGUCAUCUCCUAAUAAUGUGGAUAGGAGGCAUUCUAUUCGCUUGACCUGGGGCAAUGAGAUGUACAUCUUGCAGACUCUGGGCGUCAGAAUGAGAGUGGUGUUUGCAUUGGGCGUGCACGAGCAGCACCAGCAAAGGGGCUACAUCCAGCGAGAGCUCAUCAGCGAGGCUCGCAGGUAUAAAGACCUUGUCCAGCAGGACUUUGCCGACACGUUCCACAAUCUUACUGUGAAGCUGGUCCUCCAGUUCCAAUGGGCUUACACCUACUGCAGACAAGCCAGGUUCGUCAUGUCGACUGACGACGAUAUGUUUAUACACAUGCCCAACUUAGUGCACUAUCUGCAGGGUCUGAGCAGUAGGGAUGUGCACGAUCUCUGGGUGGGCCGUGUGCACAAAGGAUCCCCCCCUGUCCGUCACAGAAAGAGCAAGUACUAUGUGCCUUAUGAGAUGUAUCCAUGGAUUUCCUACCCAGACUACACAGCGGGAGCAGCAUAUGUGGUGUCCAGGGACAUCAUGCACAAAAUCUACCAAGCGACCAUGACUCUGCACACUACACUUCCCAUUGAUGAUGUUUUCAUGGGCAUCUUUGCCAGUACAAUAGGGGUUUCACCUCAAGAUCAUGCUUAUUUCUCAGGUGAAGGAAAAGCACCAUAUCACCCUUGUAUCUAUGACAAGAUGAUAACCUCUCAUGGACAUGUUUCAGACAUCCACUACCUCUGGAAGAUAUCAACUAGUCCCCAAAAUGUGAAUGUGUCCACUGGACUCAUGGGGAAGCUGUACUGUACAGUCAUGAAAGCAGUGCUUCUGUGUAAACCGUACAGCACCUACUCCUGUAUAGCAGCCUUUUCAUAGAAUUCACUGCCCUUUCACUCCUUGACAAAAAGGGCUGUUGUAAAGUUUUACGUUUACAUCUUACUAGUAACUAACCUACCUUUAUGUCAGCAACCGUAAAUAACUUGUUCUCAGGCAGUAGCAAAGGUUCGAGUCUGCAGCAUUUCUGUUAAAAUAUCUACCUGCUCUCAAGAUACCAAGGACAGAGAUAUCAGGGGUAACCAUUAGGUUAGAGAGGUGUGCUCACACAUACCUUGAGUUUUAAAUUCUAUGAUUCAAGGCAUAUAAACUCAAGAUCAGAUCGAAGCAGCCCAGUACAUAAAGCUAUAUAUUUUAUUACAGAUCUAAAGCAUAAAAUGGGGUAAUGACUUCAAAAAUGUAUCAUUUAAUAGAAAAAGAAUCAGCCAGGCCGUAGAGCAGGUGGGGUUAAGGGCCUUACUGAAGACCCAGCAGUUAAAUCACUCUGCCAACCACAGGAUUUGAACCAGCAACCUUCUGCUCACAGGCAGAGUGUCUGAACCUGCUGAGUCACACAGGGACCCUCGUCCCUGGUUGGCAAAAUAUACUGUUGCUCCUUGGUAGCUCCCCAGAUUAUUUCCUUUGUAAAAGUAGCUCUCACUGUAACAAAAAAGCUGGAGACACUGCAUUGGGAGUUCACAUCCCAUCCACACUAAUAUGCCACAAGCUAAAUAUCAGUUGAAGGAGAUAGACAGUAAUAAUGGACCAGAUGCUUUAGCAAAGAUUAUUGACCAAGGCUUUGUGAAUUCAGGCUAAUUGUUUUAACAAAGCCUUAUGGAAUGUUUUCAUUAAAACAUUUUUUUAAUGCAAAUUAACCUGUUUAAAAUUGGUGCAAUCUUUUCCUAAUUAUUUGUGUGUAAUUAGAACUGAUUCAGUGCUCUGCUACAAGGCCAUUUCAAUAUAUUUUGAAGUGCAUUCUGAUGAACUGUUUUAAGAUUGUUGAAUGAUUGCACAUUUUCCAUUAAAUGGGUGUGUGGAUAUUUAAUAGUUCACCUGGUUCAUCUGCAACAUGCAAGUUAAAUAUGUUAAAUAGCUAGUUAACAAGGGUGCCCGCUUCUAUGGAGAGUUCAGCCAUAAUUAACUAAUAAUUGAUUAUUGAUUGAUUGUUGAAAGCAUUCAUAAAAAUAUAUAAUAUACAUAUGCAA
Paramormyrops kingsleyae is the source of this 2902-nucleotide messenger RNA. RefSeq names its product UDP-GlcNAc:betaGal beta-1,3-N-acetylglucosaminyltransferase 5a (gene b3gnt5a). Gene Ontology annotation, cellular component: Golgi membrane. Gene Ontology annotation, biological process: protein O-linked glycosylation. NCBI's taxonomy places the organism in Eukaryota, Metazoa, Chordata, Actinopteri, Osteoglossiformes, Mormyridae. The record is from RefSeq and is a predicted model, not a curated record. Gene Ontology annotation, molecular function: N-acetyllactosaminide beta-1,3-N-acetylglucosaminyltransferase activity.